Molecule: messenger RNA, 24627 nt
Organism: Porites lobata
Lineage: Eukaryota; Metazoa; Cnidaria; Anthozoa; Scleractinia; Poritidae
Source: the annotation of a GenBank genome assembly
GCUUUGUUGUACAACUUCAGAUAACUUCCAGCCGUAUUUUCUUCGUGGAUGCAUUCAAGGCAACAGCAGUCACAAGCUACUGACUAGGUAGGUUGUAGGUAGGAGGGAACGAUCGUCGUCUAAGGCCCGGUUUAGACGCCGAUCUUUUCGUGAGCCGAACCUAAUACAUUGAAUUAAGUACAUGAAAAGUUCGGCGUAUGAAUCAAUUAGGAAGGCCUGUUUCAAUUUGGAACGGCUCAGCCGAACUUAAUGCAUGAAUUAUAAUAACGUAUUUUGCAAGCAGUUUGAUCAAAAUGAGCAUAUUUCUCCUUCUGAAUUUAGUUCGGCUGGAAUUAAGAUCGGCGUCUGAAUCAAUUCAGGCGGUCUUAAUAGUUUGGGUCGGCCUAAGUUCGAAUUAGGUUCCCUCUCAAGAAAGGUUCGGCGUCUGAACCGGGCCUUUGUACUUUAUUGUAGUUGAAAAAUCAACCGUCAAAUAAUUCGGAUAAUUGAAAGCAAGAGCACUCACUCUUCGUGGAUUUUUAGAAAGCUAGUACAGUUUUCAGAAACCGGGACUCUGAUUUGCCCUGACUUCCGGCUACAGUGGACGACUUUGCUAUGCUCAUUUUAAUAGGGAAAACCAAAUCUUUGAAAUGUCAUUUGAUUUGUUUUUGGAUUUCAAAGAACCCCACAGUCUCCUCUCCUCUUAAAUAUGAUAGCUUAAAGCGAAAAAGUCGACAUUUUCUUCUUGCAUGUAUUUGCGGGUUCGGUACUAAUCGUCGCGCAGAAAAAAGCGCGAUUUGAGAAUGGUCACGUGAUACUCAAGGGACGACUCGAUUUCAUAAUGUCGAUCUUUCGGAGGUAGUUCGUUGAGAAGUUGUGGACUGUUAGCCUAUCCCCUCGCGCCGUGCAUGUGGACCAACAGUAGAUUGGCAAAUAGUUGGUUAUUUUACAAAUGUUCAGUUAUCUUCUGAUGAUGGAAAGUCCCGAAAAUCAUGCCGCCAAAUUCAAAUGUGAGUAAACAUGUCAUUCGGGAUUUUUAACUGACCUUUGCUGUUCUUGUAGUAAAAGCUUAUUAAUUCUUUUUUAUGUAUACAAAGCGAAUGUUUUGAAGCUUCGUGCAGACUUCCUUAAGCUUACCUUUAUUGUUGUAUUUUUUGCCUGUGGGGAUGUUGAAGUUUUGAAUUGAUCUGUUAAAAGUAACCCAAAUGAACCUAGGAGUCAUUAUUUUCAUAAGAAGGAAGAUAAUGAUUUGUGUGGGUGAGUGUUAAGUCUUGAAUAGCACUGUUCUUAACAGUGACAGACAUUUUGACAACCUGUACAGUUGUACGUAGUCAUCUUCAGAAUAGAAUUUUAGUUUUGUAGCAUUUAAAUCAUGUACAAAACAGUGUAAACUUAACAUGAUUGUUUGACCAAUCUGUAAUUCUUAUAGCUGCUUAUAGAUACAAGUAAUAAUUUUAAAAGAAAAUAUUAGAAAACUGCUCUACCAGCAAAUAGCAGGGCUAAUCUAGGCUGGUAGAGCAAAACAGAUAGUUUUAAUACACUCACUGAAAAUCGAAACAGAUUACUAAGAAAUUAGGGAAAAAGAAAAAAGGAAAUAAAAUAAUAAUGAUUAUUAUUACAACAAACUUUGUGAACGAACUAAGUAGAAAUUUGAUUUAACACCAAAUACAAUUCAAUUCGUAUAAUUGUCUACAAUUUGAUGAUGGGAUAGUAAAAAAAGAAAAGGAGAAAAUCCAUCUGAGAAAAUUCAUUUGAACAAAAGAAAAACAAACCCAGAUUAAAAUUUACAGGUUAAGCCUGGAUUAAAGUGUUAAUCGGCCUUUUGAUAUAUAGUUGUAUAUAAUGUUGGUGUAAUUGAUGUCUACAUGUAUAUAAAUGUAUUUUAAUUGUACUAUUUCUAUUUUUAUUACAUUUUAUUCAGUAUUUUCUCUUUCAGAGAUUUUUAGCAGAAAUGCUACUCUUAAAUCCAAAUUAAAUUCUUGGUUUUCACGUGACGUCACAAAAAUUCAAACUAAGAAACUAUCGCUUCUUCUGAGUUUCUACUUUCAUGUGCUUUUAGAGCACCUUUAAACCUUUAUACAAACAAAUUUUUGGUUCAAAAUGGUUCUUUGUUUUACGAUACAGGAUGCUUGAAUUUCCAGCUUUUUAUGUGACACAGCAUUGAGCUGGCAGCUUGGAAAGCUCUUAUGUGGGUUAAAAACAUUAUGGAUUUUGGGAGAUUUUGCUAUCUACACUGUAAGCAUUCCUUGUCUCAGAAUACAUUUUUGUGUGAAUAUAACUUUAAUCUUUAUGAGUUCCUCAAGUGGAAAAUCUAUGCAUUAGUAGGAAAACUCAAAAACAGAUGUUUCUGUUGGUUUCUGGCAGCCAUAUUUUUGCCCCUGAAAGGGACACAAGCAUGGCAUCUCCAUAGAAAGCUUUUUAAAUUUGGGUAAAAUGUUUUUCUGUCUAUCUCCCUUAUGAAAUAUUGCACAGACCUGAUUCUUGGCAAGGCUUUUUAUACAUUUAUCUUCUUUCAUUUCCCAGAUUCUAGACUGUCUGUAUUGAAAGGUUUCCAUUUUUAUUUUUGAUGGCAUGUUAGUGAAAACCACCAAUAAAGAUAUGAUUGAUUGAUUUGAUUGAUUUGACAACUGGUCCUUGGGAGGUAAUUAAAGUGGCCAUAAAGUAUUUGCCUAGCUUGCAAAGUCAAUCAGUGCAUGGAUGUAUACUCUAUUUUUUUAAUUUUCUUUCAGGGAAAAAACAUUUCCUUCCACAUUACUGCUGACUGCGAGUUACUGUAUAAUGACCCAACCAGGUGCAGGUGCCAGAGCAAAGAGAUUUAAAUGUAACUCUUUUUCCAGAACUGUCACUCUGAUAAAGACUAAUGAUGAGCACACUUCAUUCAGUGACAUGCGAAACCUUAAAACUAAAUCUGUUAUUGAGUUUUCAUCCAGUAUGACUCAAGACAAUGUGAGGGACAAAAUUCAAGAGACUUUUCCAUAUUUAGAAAAUAAGAGGUAAGUGAAUCUGGUCAUUACACUAAGAGUUACAUGGCUAAUGAAAAUGAAAAAAAAAAACUAUAGUACUUAACUGUAAAUAUUUUGCUUGUUGAGUCAUGUAUAACUCAUAAAAUGAAUAGUUUCAGAAAAUAUCUUCCCCCCCCGCCCCCAUGAUGGAGGGCAUUGGAAAUUCCAAGGGGAGGGGGAGUCCAAAAGGAGGCAGUUUCCAAGGGGGUGGGAGGUUGCUUACAGUGCUUUUUUUUACAGCUUCUCUGUUGAGCAAGCUUUCAGUUAUUUUACUAGGUCAGUGUUUCAAAGCAAGUGUUACUGUUUGCAUUGAUUAUCUUUUAUGUAUGAGAGGCCAAAUGCUUUUUUCAUAUGGCUUGUAAACAUGAUAGUUUUCUUAAUACUAUUGUCAUCAGCUCAUGAAUAUAAACUUCUGGUUAUCUAGCUGUUGCUUUAUUAUGCAGUGAUUCACAAUUUGGUCGUGUUCUAAGCCUUCGUGAAACAUGUUCAAACUAAAAUAAAGUAAUGAAAGUUCACAUGCUGUUCUUUUGCAGAUGAUUUGUGUAGUCAGUAUAUAGUGUUUACAAGGUAUUGCUUCUAUGGUUAAUUGUUAGCUAACAACGUCUUGAAAUUAUUAGGCACACAUAUUAACAUGAAUGAAAAGAUUUUUUCUCAUUUCAUUGGGAAAAAAAAUAUCUUUUGCAUAAAUAAUAUAGUGCAACAACAUUUUUUGGUGAAUCACAAAAUAAAUUCUUUCUAGGGGGUAACCAACCAAUGCAAAAUGAAAAACCAGGGAAAAUUCCAAGAGGUGGAGGGGGGGGGGGGUAUGACAAGUACCCCCUGAAAUGGAAAAUCCAGGGGAUGGGGUCCAAAGGGUAUGAAUAUUUUCUGGAACUACACAAUAAUUUAUCUUAUUUCUGAUUCUUAUCUACAAAAAUAAUGAAAAAAAAUGUAUUUUUUCUAAUUUUCAUGAGCCUGACUUACGCCUUAUAUCCAUGUGUUUAGCCUUUUUUGCAAAGUUUUGCUGAAUUAAUGAGAGACCAUCCACUUUUUAUUGCUGUCGAUUUAAAAUGUCCAGACUGAAUAUGAAAACACAUACUUGCCUCUUCUUUUUGCACCCCUACCUCCAUGUUUUACUUACCCCUUCCCCUUACUUCCUUGUCUUGCUUAUCAUCCCUCCCUUUCAAAUGGACUCCCUUAAUUUGCAAUUAAUGGUAUACCUGUAGUAGGAAGCGGCAGCUCUCUGAUUUCGUCAAGGAUGUUUGAAUUCAGUCUCAAACUGGUUGCCUGAGUGUUUUAUAAAAACUUCCUAAUCAAAAUUCAUUUGCAAUAUGAAGUUUUUCAAUCAAAUUUUUUUCUCAUUAACAGACAAAUAAAAGCUUAAACAAACUAAAAACUGCAGCAACAACAAACUUCUUCCCCAAAUUUUUUAGGGUGUGACAACUGCAUGUCCACCUAUGUUCACGAGAUCAUGGACUCAGGGUACUUCGGCCUAGGAUCACAAAGUGAACUAGGCCUUGGGGCUAGGUGAAAACGAGGCUACUUCAUGUACUUCAUGUAACAUAUACUAGGUAGUCAAAUUAUUACCAAAUUAUUGUUUGUUGGGAUUUGCUAUUACUCUCAAAAAUUUCUCAAAUUUUUUUUGACAGGGCUACUCACUGUAUAUUAAAUCAAUACUAACCUUUUGUAUAAUAUGUCUUCUCAUUUGUCUAGCUUUUUGUGUGCAGUUUCAAAGAAAGUUAAUAACGAGCGUAAGGAAUUUGACUUUGGUGGAUCUCAUAUCUGGGAUGGAAAGACAAUAAGGGAGAAGAUAAAUGGAAAUUCAAACCUGUAUAUUUUGGAAGAUCAAGUAAGGCUAUGAAUUUCAUUGCUCUAACUUUUAAGUAAACCAUGUGUUGGUAAGAAUAGACCAAUUUCGAUAUAUUAAGCUCAUACUUCGCUACGAGAGUUGGGGGAAUAAAAACGACAGAAAAGUAUCAUUCAUGGCUGAACCUCAAGAUUUAAUUCUUUUGUGUUGUUACCCACAGGCCUCGUAGACAAUAAUAAAAAGAAACUGGUCUACAGGUGACCAUAGAGAUGUGAGGAGGUGGAGCCCUGUGAUGCAGACUUGAUGGUCAUAUUAUUGUCCAAUCAGUUUGUCCUCUGGCAAUUCAAACAUAUAAAAUAAAAUGGCCGGGAACCAGGCUCCGCAGUGGUGGAAUUAGGGGAACUACAGGGUGAAACAGCCAAAAAAAUGGGCGAGCAGAUUAAGCGAGCCAAGCAGUGAACUUGGACGGGGAAAAGGGAGGUCACCCUUUUUUAAUGGGUUAUUCCAGAAAAAAUCCACACCCCCACGACGGAAGGCAUGCUGGAAAAUCUCACGGGAGGGGGGUUAACGGCUCUGGAAAUCCAGACGGGAGGGGGGCUCAGAACCUAAAGAUACAAUCUCAGGGUGUCCAGCGGCAUGGUUGCUCAAAAACAUAGGAAAAUAGGAAACUCAGGAUAGAGAAAAUAGGAAAAAUAGGAAACUUUGCAUUAAAACAUAGGAGAAAAAUAGGAAAAUCAAAAGUACUUUUGUCGACAAAAGUAGCUUCCCUGCACCCCAUAAGGGUUAUAAUAAAGGCUAGAGUCCUCAGAUUCUAUGUUCACAGCAUUUAGAUCAACUUUCGCGGCUAAGAAGGAGUGAAAAUGAUCAGUAACGUUUAGUUUAUUGGCUCAGUUACGCUGUAUUAAAUCAGAAUGAUGUGAUUGACUACAGGUCAGGCGUGGUUCUAUAAUCAAAGGUGAUCAUAUGGAAAUUCCCUUCAAGUUGAUGGCAAUUCUUUCAAAAGCUUUGAAGAGUGAAAUUUCUUAGGAUAGAAAUUUCUUACAAUUGAGUUGUCAUUGAAGGAUAUAGAAAAAAGUCCUAUGGAAAGCUUUCCUUCCAUUAAUCUGCAAUCGGUGACUGGUUGAGAAUAUGCUUGUUUGAGUCAAAAGACCGCAUAAUUUUAAGUAUGGAAUCGGGCUCUGUGCAAAAUGACAUUGAUCUGUUUGGUACCAGAUUGUAAGUGUGCCAUGGUUAAGUUCUAAGAAGGACAAACACUCUGCUUAGCUAUGAGUGCAAAACCGAUUUUGCAACCAAAAUAUUGGAUCCAUCACCAGUUGCUUAGGUAUAGCUGUUAACAAGGGCUCACCAAGAGAGCUAAUGCCGUAAACUAAACUUUAGUCUGUUCUUUUCAUGUAGCAUCCAGAAUCAGCUAGUGAUUGGUUUUUUAAACAAGAAGCUGAUUGGGUGAUUUAUCUGGCCUGUGUUGUGAGAGGACAACUUGAUCCUGCUUUCAGUUUCAAAGAUGAACAUAAAAGCAAGCAAGACUUCAAAAUAAAAUAUAACAUGUACAGAUACUAAAAUGCAGUUUCAGUGGGCUAUGCAAAAUAUUUAACAAUUACUCCCUGAGCCCGAAUGGACUCUUGAGUCAAUAACGGCCAAAUGGGCUAUUGACUCAGAGGCCAUGAGGGCAAGAGGAAUAAUUGUUUUAGUAAAAUCCAACUAGUUGGUCAAAAAUAUCGAGAAUAACAAAAUUUUACCUAGUUAAAGCUAUACUUUAAUCCUUUUUUGCCACCAAAAAGCCCGCACUUUUCGCUACUAAUGGGCUAUAACAUAUAGCCUAGUAGUAGCUCAACCAAUCAGAACGCAGCAUUGAUAAUAGACCACUAGUUGGAUUUUACUAAUAUUCAAUAGUCAUGAGGACUAUAACACUUCAUACAAUACAUGCAGGUGCACGAGAAAAUUAUACAAAAAGUAACAAAAAAAAUGUUAACAGAACCCUAUAGGCAAUAGAGGUCAUGGAAAGAACAAACGUAACUGUCAUUUUUACUAAUAUUAGAAAAUCAAAGUCAACAUGCUUCUUGCUUUAUGAUAAAUUUCACUCAAAAACACAUACAACUAUAAUUCCAUUUUCAAUUUUGUUACAAAUUUUGGCUUCACCAGCUAAAAAAAUAGAAAAAAUAGGAGGUUUUAGUUUCAAAAUAGGAACAGCCUCAAAAAAUAGGAACUGGACACCCUGAUACAUCCUCGGGGGUAACUUUAUCGAUUUCAUCGAUGUUUCAAUCGCUUCAGUCGAUAAGUUUUCAAAACAUUGCUUUGCCUUUUCAAAUUUUAUUAUUCUUUCAAACUGCAGACCUCUUACCACAUUUAUUUUAAGUCUCCAUCCAUAGGCUCGCCCUCGUUACUUUUGGAGAAGCAACGUGCGAUAACUUAAAGAUAUCGAGAAAAAUCGCAUAAUUGAUAAAAAAAAGCGCUCAAUUCAAGGAACGCAAACAAUGAUUUUACCUUGAAUUAAACAUUUUUCCAAGAUCAAUGCUAUUUCGGGGUGAUUUACCACUAAAAACGCCUUACAAGUAAGCGUGGUUGUUCGUGAUCGCUCGGCGGCCAUUUUGAAAGGCAAGUGUUGUGGCAAGCGUAUAGCGCGUCAUGUAAUAUCCCACUAAGUGUCCCUUUUCUUUCUUUCGCAGUCAUUUUUUAUCGACGAAGAAGAGAACCAUUUAUUCGAGAACAUAGUCAGUUUUGAGCUUGAUGGUAGUAUAUAUUGCUGUAUAUUUUGCCUUUUCUAGAAAAAAAGAGAGGUGCACUCAAAUAUGGGCUUAUUUGCCAAAAGUCUAAGCCUGUUCAAGAAGAUGUGAAAAUGGAAUCUUAACUUUCACAACAAACACUGAAUUCAGGGAAAAUUGAGACUUAUUUAAUGAAAAGAUCAUCUAAUUGCUUAAAAGGAUUCUUCUACAUUGAGGAUAAGAUAAAAUUACGGUGUCGAACAAUUUUAUGAAAAUCCAGAUGGGUGAAGGGGUCUUUGAAGAAGCAGUUUUAGAAAUCCAGGUGGGAGGAGGAGGGGGGGGUCAAAAAAACGUGCCUUCCGUCAUGGCGCUGUGGAUUUUUUCUAGAAUAACCCAAUACUUAAGUGGAGGUUUAAGAUGGCUUGAAGGGAUUUCCUCUAUCUGCUGUCUAGACUAAUGAGCAUGGCAUAGAUCUAAUUCUUAUUGCACCUUCAAAGGUAUUUUCUGCACUUGACCCCUUACUGAAAUCUUCAUCUUGAGCAAUAUGUUUAUGUUUUUGAAAAGGACUGUUGUUUGCUUUCCAUUUUCCGUGUAGGAAAGCGUCUUCUUUUGCAUUAUAUUGAUCUUCUAUGGUCUAAAAUUGUUGAACACUUGCUAAACAGUCACCAGAAAAAGACCACUAUUUAUGGACUGAUGGGAGAUGAUUCUGUAUGUUCAUGUAUUUUGACAUAAUUUGUGGAUUAUUAGCCUUUAAAUUGCCUUUAAAAAUCGCUAUUCUCCAUCAGGCAAGUUUUGGCAAACAGGAUCCCACAGGAACAGGCUCAAAGCGGUUUACACUGAAACGCUCCCAUGAUCAGAUGACCACAAUGAAUACCGAAAGCAGGAUUGAAACAGCUGGUCAUUCUGUAGGUAAGGUCACAGGCGACUAGUGCAAAUGUAGUAAAUUUAAUUAAUUCAAAUUCCGUUUGUCUUAAUUAAACUUUCAUGCAAUGUACGCAGAUAAGCAGUCGACAUGAGGAUAAAAGUGCUAAGUUUGAAAUUAACUUUCAAAACGGCGUCGGGGAUUACUCUACUAAAGUUCACGACGUAAAAAUGAAGUUAAGUAACGUUCGAGAAAAGGCAAUUUUAUAAAGAAACUUUCUCUCUGUCACUUCUUAAAAGGUGUAAGUCCUCCGCACAUUGUUUAGAAAAAAAAGGAUGUUAUUGAAUUUAUUUAGUAUUCAGUAGAUGGCUCAUGAAUUAACGUGAUAUUCUGCUUUCUUUUUGUCCAAAACACAGGUAUAACAAUAGCCCAAGAAAGCCUUGUUGCCCAGUCAGGGAUACCUCAAAACAUCAUUUCGACCUGGUCCGGUAUUAGGUCAAAAUCGUGGGACCCUGCACUGCAAACUGCAGGUCAAAACGAUGGUAGUGAAAAGAUUGCUCGUAAGUCUUCUUGUCCACCAAAACGGAAUUCUUUUAUGAAUGCAGCGGGGAACUGGGCCAAACAAUUUAUCAACAAGGCUAUCAAAGGACGUGACGAAGAUGUAGGAACAUCAGGAUCAGACCAUGAGGUGAGUUUCUAAAGUCUCAUACCUUACUACCGAUAAUAAUUACCGUUCGGUAAAUGAUUGAUUAAGCACCUACUCGAAUAAGCGCCGCUCUCGAGUAAGCGCCAUGGUGCUAAUCUGGGUAUUUACAAAUUAACACCCCACAUUUGUUACGGCGGUUGGUAUCACUUGAGAAAUAAGACCUCGACCAACUCGUGAGUUCUUAAGUUUUAAUGUAGGGAAACUCUUGAAACCGGGUUCAUGUGAUAGUUCGAGGUGUAAGAAUUCUGUGGUUGAGACUGUGAUAACAGACUUAAGUAAAGCUUUUGAUUUGAUACCACACAACUUAUUACUUGCGAAGUGCCAUUCAUUCAUUGCGCCAUGACUAAAAUGUGCAUACCAAGUGCGCACCUGACUUGUUAAAUUCUCUCUGUGUUACCCUCGGUGUUUUACCAGUAGUUGAAAUAAGCGCCACACCUAUAACAGGGAAAAUAAAAUAGGCGCUGCGGUGGUUAAUCGAUCAUUUACGGUAUGGUGUUGAUUAAAUGUUUUGGAGUUUCCCUACAUCUAGGGGGAUAAGUCUUUUUAUACAAACCCUUUUCCUUAAACAAAGAAUGUUACCGGCACAUUUGCAGUUCCCCCUCCCGUCCGAAGAUUUCACAUCCCCUGCCAGCUGAGUUUUCGUUUUCUUGAAGUUGAUGUAAGCGUUUCUUCAUGGCGUUUUAGAUCUUGAUACCAAGUACUGAGUAAAGUAAAAGCCCACAUCUAAGAACCUAGAAUUUUCGAGGUCAGGCUUAAACUGAUUCUUCUAUUAUGGGGUAGUCUUUUCACAGUUCAGGCUGACAAGGUACUUAAUUAUAGGUUCUUAUUUUUCCGAGGUUUUCGUGGUGUAACCAUUUGGCACAAAAAUGUGCUACUUUUGUGCACAAUUGUUUAUGGAAAACAGAUUUGUAGUGGAAAACCAAACAAACGUAAAUCGAAGAAAACAUUAUACACAACCACUUUUUGUCAGAAGUUUUAAUUUUCACAAAAUUAAAAUGAACAUCAAAAUUGGAGUGUUUUUUUUUUAGUUAAACUCAUCACCAAUAGAUGAGCUUGGGCGUUGGUACCUACAAAGUUGGUGGAGCUGGCCAAUGCUCUAGCAUGAGGAGGAGGUAUCCAUGGCAACCCUGCGAGCGGCCCCCACCAGGCACCGUCACACUGAACAAUUACCGACCAAUACUUACCUGGCCCAUACCUCAAGAGGGAGGGAGGGAUGGGAAAAAACCAAAGCACAAACUGGCACGCAAACAGCAAGCUAUUGCAACAACACUUUGCGAAGAACUGCAAGCAAGCAACUGCCUAGAGGCAUCGGGCCACCCCUGAUAUAGCUGAGGAAACUGCUGACCAGCAUUGCUUCGAGGUUAACUUUGCCUAAAUUACAUUUAGCCACAUUAUAAGAACCUAUUUUUAUUUGCCAGGCUGAACAGGUUCUUGUAUUUUUUGGUAUUUAAAUGCCAAAUUUCAUCUUCAAUUGAAGGUUCUUAAAUCACUAGGUUCUGAUUCGUGGGCUUUUACUGUAGUUGUAGAUACCAAAAAUAUGUAAUUGGACAGGAAUGCAGGUAUAAAUCUGAUACAGCUGUACAUUAGUUCGGGCAACAACUAUCGAAUUCAAUCUUCAAAUCGUUUAAAAAGGGGUAAGUGAUCAGUUUAUUUUAAUUGAAAAAAGAUCUGUAAACUGAUUAUUUGAAAAUUGAAUUUGUUAGUUGUAUAAAAAAUAGUAUGUUGGGGUAAGCCUAAAUUCUUGGAUCUUAGAUGUCUUUAAAAUAAGAAUGCUAUACACGUUUGACCACGUUGGACACUACAAGUCAUUUUGCCUCUAAUCGAGGUCUACAGUGACAUUAUUUUAUAUAGUGCUUCCUUUGUAUCUAAAUAAUCAAAAUCUAGUUUGUUACACGUACAUAAAUUUGUGACUGUGUACGUGCGAGUGAAAUAAAAUUUUCAGAUUGAAAAUGCUCAUUUAGACGAGACUUGAGUAGGAAAGUCUCGUACGUAACAAAGUCUUUUGUUCAAAGCAAUGUUUGUUUGUUUAUAAUUAUUGACUUUUCAGUCACAGUUAUCAGACUCGGUUGUAGACAGGGGUAUGGACUCAGGAAUUGAAGCAAGUGAUGGCCUUCGCGUUGAUGAUAGUAAGUUAAGAGUUCAGUCAAUACUCGUACAAAAAACCCGGCAUUUUUCACUGUAAAACUAGAGUACCCAUUUCUAGUAGAAGUAGAAAACGACAACGAGUAUACUGAUCGACAAGUAUUGAAAUAGGAACCUCACAAUUUUUUUUUAUUGUUUUUUUUUUUGGCUGCCUUCGAAACUGGUUUUAUGUAAAUUUUGUAAAAUGCCUUUCUUUACGCAAGCUGAAUUCACGCCUGUUUGUUUCUUUUUUCCUUUUUUUUUUUUUGCUUAUAUAGAUUCUUCAGCAAUUGAUCUUGAACCAGUUUCUACGGCUUUACCCGCUCCAAGUGACCUUUCAAACGAUCCGUGGUUAGACAUUCGCGAUACUGCAAGUAAACAGGAUUUGCCUUUAGAGGUCAACCCCACUACUUCUUCUCAGGUAAAUCAGUAAUUAAAAGUAGUUAAAAAAUUUUCUAAUAGUACGCCAUUCAUAAAACUAAGGGCCUGUUUACAUGGUGGUGGGGGACCCCAGGUAGGUGAGGUAGCCCGCCCGUCCAUAUAAUCUCUCAUUUUAAUAAUUUGAUUACGUUUACAUGAUCGGUGGGGUGGUCCUUUGAGAGUUUAUUCUUGGUUUGCACGUGACAUCACCAAAAAUUAACUUAGGCACUAUCGAUUUCUUCUGAGUUUCUACUUUCACGAGGUAUUGCAGCACCUAAACACCUUUAUAUAAACAAAUUUUUGGUUCGAAAGGGUUCUUAGUUUUGCGAGAGAGGACGCUUAAAUUUCCAGGCUUUUGCUUGACGCGGCAUUUAGCUGACGGCUAAGAAAGCUCUUAUGUGGGUUAAAAACAUUACCGAUUUUGGAGAUUUUUCUAUCUAAACAUUCCUUGUCUCAGAAUAAAUAUUACUUUAAUCUUUAUGAGUUCCUCGAGCAAAGAAUUCACGUCUAGAAAACAGAUGUUUCUGUUAGUUUCUGGCGGCCGCACAUGGCGUUUCCAUACAAAGCUUUAUAAAUUUAGUUAAAACGUUUUUCCAAAUAAAUUGCAUUUAAAAUAUUGUACAGACCUGAUUCUUGGCAAGGCUUUUUGUAUAUUUAUCUUCUUUCAUUUCCCAGAUUCCAGACUUUCUGUAUUAAAUGGUUUGCAUUUUUAUUUUUCAUGGCAUGACAGUGCAAACCGAGGAUAUGGACACGCUGGUAAUAUUACCUCACUUGCCUAGGGUCACCCACCUGCAUGUAAACAGGCCCUAAGUUAAUAACUAUGAGAAGCAGAACUGAAGUGCAGUAACUCCCUUCUUGAGUAGGCGUUUUUUUCUCCAGUUCCAGCAAUUUCCAUCGCUUAGUCCUCUUCGGCUUACAAAACGUAAUAUUUUCGAAACACUACCACUCCUCAACUGAGGGCAAGCUCGCUCACCAAAUUCUGAAUUGUGAAUUUCUAUUUUCACUAGAUAUUUGACACAGGCAUGCAGAUCUCAGCCAGAAAAGAAACAAGUUCCUGUGGAACAGCCGAUGAUAUACCUGCUUUGUUGUCGGAUCUUUUUGGAAGUACAUUAAUGUUUUUAAUACUUUUAUAUUAAUCUAUUUACAUAAACUACAAAAGAAAGCUCUACAGGGUGUACCAAAAGUUCGUUCUUCUACUUUAUAAGUCUGUUUACGCAGUACGAUUGGACUUGAUCAGCAAAUGAAUUAAACAAAAGUAGUGACUUUCAAUCUAAUUUAAUAUUUCAUACUUCUUGCGCCAUCUUUUGGUCCGAAUAUUCGAUUUCUGUAAUUUCUCUCCAAAGGUGCGCUGCGCGAGUAAAUUUUCCCACCAUAUAUUUUUUGUAUUUUGUAGCCCGAAAUGGUCGAACUCCUUCCUUGUUUUUUGUGAAUAUCAUGAAAGAUAAACCCUCUAAAAGAAAAAACGCUCAGCUAGGUGAGAGUAGAAGCAUGUAUUUCUAUCUACUGUCUUAUCAGUUAAAGAAAUUCCUCCAAAUAUGGAAAAAUCCGAAUGUUGGGUGGUAAGAGAGAUCAAGGUUUUAACGACAAGAAACGAGGGGGAAGACCGAAAGUCCUGAAUAAAGCCCCUAUUAAUUGUUUUCAGUCUAGAGCAGGUUCAUGAAAAGCCAAAUUUGGAGACCCCUGAGAUGGCAAAAAAGCCUCUACUCCGCCCGCCAAGCAACGUUCAGCUCACCUCAAAUUUGUUUAGAAGUACAAAAGCCUUACUAAGGGGUUGGGAUGAUUAUAUUUUCCUGGAUCAAUGCCCAAAAUAUAUUGUUUCAGCUACCUAAUCUAAAAAAUUAUAUUGUUUGGGGGUCUAAGUGGUUCCUGCAUACUAGGUGAUAAAAAGGUGAAAAUGAGUCAACUUCUGAAUACAAGUACUCGAUAGUGUCAGUAAAAUUAAAGUUUUGAUCAAAAGUUUUAGCUCAUGGAAUUAGAGGAACGAACUUUUGGGACACCCUGUAUUCUCCUAUAACUGAUUUGAUUCACUGAUUCAAAUCUUAAGAAGGUUUAAGAAAUAUACGUUUUAGUAUACAUGUACUUGGUCAGGCAGUUCCAACAGAGGCUUUCAGAGAACAGAGUAGGCAUUAAUUUUUGUUUGUUUGUUUUUAUAUAUUCUUCUUUACACUUCGCUACGAUAUUUUCUCAGAACCAAUGCUGCGGUGUUUACUAACCUGAGUUUUUUUGUUUGUUUUUGUUUUUAUAUGUAGAGAUUCAAGGCAUCUGUCCUUCAUUUGGAUCUGUAAAGGUGAUUCCCGUCCGUCAUAUAUAUAUUUUACCGUCAGCCUUAGCAAAAAAUUAAGCAUGCCUCCUGCGUGGUAUCAUAAAAAGUAAGUAGCAACCAAUCGUCAGUAAAUUGUCGCCCAUGUAUGUGGAGAUUAAAAUGUGGCGAGUGCUUGAAUGUGUAACCUUGCUCUUGCGGUUCAGUUUUAUUCCUGGUUUAAUAAAAUGUUGAAACCUUCCUUUGUCCUCUUGUUAACUUUUUCAUCAAAUUCAAAUUCCUUGCAUUUUUUGUUUAGUCUUUAUCACGUAUAGUAUAUUGCCACAGUCUAUUUUCAAUGCCAAAAACAAAUAUUUGUUGCAGGGUGGAUUCCAGUUCAAUAUAUCCUUGACUGAGGCGUUACCAGACGAAGUUAGUAAGGGAGUAGCACAUUUUGAAGGGGUGUCUGUUACAGUAGACAAGUUAAACCCCUUCACCCUGUCUGGAAUUGUCCCUGGUAAGUAACAUUAAAAACGUACUAAUUACAACAAAAGAAGUCGAGGAAAGGUCUGGACCCCAGCUUUAGAAUCCAGUUACCUGCCUAUGAAUUCAUAACGUACAGCGUCUCUGCCCUUUGGCAGCCCAGUAAUUGCAUGUAUUAUUUUUUCUUAUGUUAUUAUUUGUAAAAGCCUCGGAAUUUAUUAUAUGUGCAGAGGUUGUAAAACAGGGCCUACAAUUUAUCUUCCUUGUCCGAAAAGACUAAAAAGUCUAACUGUUUGCAGAUGUCAUUACAAAGACAGCAAUUCUCCUCAAUGAACACUGAAGUCCUUUAUUUGUGGGGGCUGCAAUAAGAAUUAAGUUAAGCAUGGUGCAUGGCAUAAGUGUGUACUCAAGUGUCUCAGUGUCAUUUGAUAUUUUUAAGACUAUGCCUUUUUUGCAUUCAGGUUCUCAAGCGCCUGGCGAGGUAACAGUUACUGUCAUCACAGAUUCUGGUCGAGACCUCGGAUUUACAUUUUUUAAAUACGUAGACGAUAUGGAAGACUUGCUCAAACAGCUAGUGAAAGAUCGUUUUCUCCAAGCCAGGUAUUUUGCCAUGUUGUCGACAGAGUUUGCCUUUGGGAACGUUACAAGUAGCAGCAACAUUUCACAAGUCCAAGGACUAGAAAAUGUGCCCGACCAUGGUAAGACAGCCAGAUAGUCUUCUAGUGUACUUGAAGUACCUUGCGGAUCAGCAAUAAUAAUAAUUGUUUUACAAUUUUUUCAAAAUAUCUCCAAGUUCUUAACAAUUUUAUCUCCUGUUAGACUCCCCUCCCCCCCGGACUCCUUCACUAAUCAUAUUAUGAUAAUUUUCUUUAACGUUUUUUUACUAUUCCAGAUUCUUCAAAUCUAUCAAAACAACAACAAUCAGUUGAAUUUCUUCAACUGAUGGUUUACAAAGCAGCGCAGACAAAUGCUCAAGAAUUUAUGGAAAUGGUCUUCAGUACUUCGGCUGGACAGGUUGUCUUUAACUCCUACAAGGACAGAACACCAUUGCCUGAAGAUAUUGCUCGAGCAAAUGGCCAUGACGAAUUAGCUCAGUACUUGCAAGAUGUAUACACCAGGUAAUGUGUAAAAUUUCAUGUGGGUAUCCAAGCGGUCACUUUAUUAUUUCACUGUCACCCUCGUGUAUCGAGGCUUGUCUAAGAAAUUGGAACAACAGAGAAUAACAUUUUGCAUUCAUUUUACAUUCUUCUACUCAGCGAAACAAAUCAAAUCGUGGCAAUUUUAAGAAGCAAUUAUUAGAGAGGGGGUAAAGUAAAUUUUAAAUGUUCUAUUGUGGGGGAGGGGAUAGGGGCUCUAUCGAGGUCUUUGGCCUCAAAUUUCCUAAUUUGCAGUUGGCUAUUGGUGAACUAAACGAAACUAAACUACUAAUAUUUUUCAACUGUUCAUUGUUUGUGAAAAAAUACUUGCUUAAGAUGUGAGCCACGUUUUAACGUUUCUGUGAAUUGUACAUGUACUUACAGGUUGUCCCAAGAUAAACAUUUUUGCUCCAGGGCAAUUGACUGGUCAGAACUUGUAGAAGCAGUGCAAAAACAAUCUUGUAAGUAAAACUUUACAACAUUCUCCUUCUUGUUCAAAUUCAUUGUUUCUAUGCUUAUUGAUACUUUAUUUUUCCUUUUUUGUCUGUUUCCUUUAAUUCUCGUUCACAAACUACAAAUCUUACACCACUAGCUCAAAGGGUUUCAGUUACAACGUUAGAGUUUUACUUAGCCUGAGAAUAGCAGCCGAAAUUUCGCGACGCCUUCACUGGUUUCACCACGAAACGACGUGUGAGAAACGGGUGCAGAAAUUCCGUACUGAUUACGUUUCACUACCCAGAUUAGUGUAGUGGUUCUGAUUCGUUGAAGCAAAUUGUCAGCCAACCUGAAGCAUCAGUAUGGAAUUUCUGCACCCGUUUCCUAGACGUCAUUUCGCGGGGAAACCACUGAAGGUGUCGCGAAAUGCCGGCUGUUUUCUCAGGCUGAGUUUCACUUUACAUUCGUGUUUUAUAAAGUAUAAAAGAAAGUGAACCUAGAAUAUAGUUAACCCGUAAAGCAAACAAUCUUGGAAGGAAUAGUUGCUUUUUAGUAUUUAAAGUCUUUGCAUUAUAUUCUGCAGUGUAAAAAAUGCAGUUUCCCAGCUGUUUUAGUUAAUAGUUCUAGGCAACCAUUGCAAAAGUGCAUCGUUAAUGAUUUGUUAUUUCACUUGUCUCAAUUUUGUCUCAGCGGCAACUGAUGAGUCAAUAGCACGAGUUGACCAGUCUGAUGAAGAUGAGGCUGGCUCAAGUGAUUAUUUUGCUGAUGCUGAAACAUCUUCAUGUACAUCCUUGGACAGUGACUUAUCAUGGCCUAAAAUUUCAGAAAACAAGGGUAGGUAACCCUUCCUCCACUUUACGUGUGUAAUAACCGCAGGUCCCUCUCGCCCCCCUCCACCCAUGUCUGAUUAAAGGUGACUCCGAUGAAUUUUUAGGUGUGAUACCUCCCAAGUUUGAGCAUUAACCACUCGCCAUCAUCAAAGGUAUCUGAAAAAGGUCACUUCAGCUAUAUUACGUAAAGAUGAAAAUUAAGCAUGAUCCGUCAGAUUUUUUUUUUUUUUUUUACAUCAAUGUGGCCAUGGCAAUGUAAUGCCGCCAUUACGUAUUUCACUCGACUUUGUAGUUAAGAGGUACCUAACUAAAAUCCAUUUAAGCCACCCUAGAAAUUGAUUGUUAGUUCCCUGUGGCAUCGUGACUAUCCUGUGAGGAGCAGGCAAAAUGCUUUUAAAAAUUUACUGAAUAGGUUCAACUUUACUGAAUAAGAUAAACCCAUUCGCCCCUGAGCCACCUGUAACCGCCCGUGCGGAUCCACGUCCUUUCUACCCUUUGUGACGUCAUCAGUUUUAACAGUCAAGGACAACUUUGUCUGCUAACUUGGGCAGAGUGAAGCGUACCAGAAUGAGCACAAUUUAGUCAAGGACAGCGGAGAAAGAAGCAAAAAACCAUGUGACAUUGACCUGAAAAUCUCCAUGAAAAUCUUGUUCUAUUGCUCACCUACCUUUCCUUUCACCUAAUCCUAAGAUCCUAAAAGCUUUCCUAAGAACUCUUUCCACCAAAACGAAGCCUACUAAAUGCCCAGCAAGAGAAGAAAAAAAUGAGGCAAGAAAAGCGAAAAAAAGAGGGGAGGAGAGAAAGCGAAAAGUAAAAGUCAAUUUUGCUUUCUGCGCAUGCCCGAACUUCGCAAGCUGAAAUUUUGCAUCUGGAUCAGAAGGCCGCGAAGUGUACGACCUGUAAACCGGUUUGUGGUAAGUUUUAGCUCUUUAUAGCAGGACAGUGACCAGAAAACCACUCGACUAGCUUCAAAACGCGUUUUUCGGAAAAUUCUCCAGGAGCGAAUGGGUUAAGGAAGAUAUAACUUCUCUAGUCAUGAUCUCGCUUUUUGGUAAUUUUCAAGGAUUUAAUUUCUGUUGAACUUUUACUUUUCUAAAGAUGUUUCUGGUGCCAGGGACACUGAAAACCAUGACCCGGGUUAUGCAAAUGGUGAGUCUAAAAUUCAAGAUCUACGACAAGGUGAUAGUUGGUUAUCGACUUUGUGUGAAGUCAACGCAGCACAUGACAAUGAUUCCACUACCACUUCUUUAAAGAACACAGAGGUCGCCACUGGAACACACCUUAAAGCCCCAAUUCACGUGAGUAGUUGACGCGGGUAUUCGGAAAUGUCGGUGAUACUUAGGAUACUAUUUAAGCAAAAUUCAGUGAAGGGAAUAGUUGUUCCGUCGUAGAGCACUGGACUAUUGGACGGUUAGAAGGUUCGAAUCCCGAAACCCGAAUCAAUACUCAAAAUCCUUAAAAGUAGCUGGGAACUGAGGGUACUGCCUUUGUCCUUCAAAGGUUAAUUGACCUUUACGUGGCUGGGAUGAUCACUUAGUUUUGGGGUUCCUAGUAGAAGAUGAAAAAACACUGUUCACAAUCGUUACUCUCUUGCUAAAUUCAAUGACACUCUAAUCAAGCGGUUUUUUUAAAGAAUUUUUUUAGUAUAUUCUAAAGUACCAUUCAAAGAUAGGAACAACUAUCUCUUUUGAGACGAAUCACAUCACAAGUCAAGCAUGCUUGUUCAGCUCUUAAACAACUCCAGCUUGAUUUGGCUAGUUCCUGAUGUGCGCUCAUAAAACAAAGUGGCAGGUACAUUUUUAAUAAGUGUUGUUUUUAUUUCUCAAGCGUCAUUCAUUUUAUCAGCUGUGUCAUACAGGUAAAACGUUUAUCUACUGGAGGUUUAAGACCGUUUUAACCUUUAUAUACAUGUAACCUUCGUUCUGUUUCUCUUACACAACUUUCAAAAUUGCUGAAACGCAAUGACCGUAUUAAACCAGUGUAUCACCAUGAGGAAUUAAAAGGUUCAUCUCAGAAUCAAAGCAAGCUGACCAGUGUAUUUUAUUUUUGUUAGCAGUUGGAUCUAUUUUGUGGCAGUUCAGAGAAAGGCCAAAAAUCAGAAAGGUGUUUGGAUUCGACAGCAGGUAAGCACUGCUCGAGGGUUUGACAGUUAAAUCAUCAUCAUUAUUUAUCAUUUAUUUAUAUAACGUAGCCUCGAUUAAUGAGUUUUUGUAGAAAAUUUCAAAUACGUAUUUCUUGUAUAACGUUCAUAGAAAAAAGAAAUUUGAGCAAGCUUGAACGAAAACAUUAUAUUAAGUUGCUAAAACUCAAGGUUACGGAUAUUAACAAAAUCAUCUUUUUUUUCCUAUUAUAUUCAGGAGCUUCUUGCUUAGUAAAUAACAACUGCAUAAAAUUAUUUAGUACUGUGUAUUUAACGAAAUACAACUUAAAGAAAAUUACAAGAAAUUAGUAUAUACAUUUAGCCAAGCCUAAAAGGGAAGCUCCCUUAAAAUACUUACUUAAAAUACUUACUUUAAAGCAUUGCAAACAAAUGCAAAUUUCUUUUUUUUCUGUCAGUUAUAUGUACAAAAUCGGGCCUGUAAAUCGUAGCGUGUAAGUUAGCUUUUAAAUUAUUCAUCACAACAUUUGACAGUAAUGUUUACUCUAUAGCAUUAUUUGUUUGCAACUGACAGAGCUAGGAAAGUAAAAAAGUAAUCACUUUUCUCUCCUGAAAUAUCAUUCAUUCAAAAUCUUUCUCCGGUUCGACUGUUUGUUCCCUCAGUUAAGGUAGCGAGGUAGCGUUAACCAAAGUUAGAAAAUGUUUGCUGGUAUCCGGAAAAGGUGCAGCAGAAAGCGCGGUAAAUUAGCUGUUUUGGCAAAACUGGAGAAAAUGGUUAAAGAUUUUACACGUAAUGCGAAAAAAAAAUGCGGGCCUAAAAGUAUACUCAGAAUAGCAAAAAUACAACGUGAUUCAUGACGACUGGUACACACUGUAUUUAAAGAAAAUCUCGAAAAGAUAAACAUCCUCCCACUGCCUAAAACAAGCAGUUCUAGAGACCCCGACAUACAUCUGUUUAGCAGUUUUCCGUUUUCAUUAAGAUAAUAUAUCAUUAAGCUAUCGUAAACUAUAUCUAUCAGUUAAUGAAUGAGGCUGAGUAUCUUAUGAAAAAUUAUGGAGACAACACCCUCCGAGAUCUCCAUAAUUCUUCAUAUAAUACGAAAGCCGAAUUCAAUAACUGUUUUAUUAUUCAUUCAAAAUAAUUCCUAGUUUAAAACAUAGCUAAAACAUGCUUACCUCCAUCGAUCCAUCGAUGUUCAGUUCAUCUUCGAUAGUGUACGUUUAGGUUUGUCCUGCUCCGCAAAUAUUCUCCAAAUAGCAGUUGUCGCCCUUCGGGUUGUUUUCUUGCUGUUCUUGCCAUGUUUUUAGCUAUUUUUUCGCCUAGUUCUUACUCUUGAAACGAGUGAAAUGUCCGCCAUUUUUUCAAGUUCACACUAAAACAACUCAACCUCGUCCCCAGAUCUUCUCGGUUAACGGUGCCUUAACCUGCGAGAACGCUGCAUUUUUGACGUCAUUUACCCGUUAAAGUCAAAAUUCUUCCAAAUUUGGUCGUCAGUAACUGGUUAUGGUGAAUUAAACGUGUGCUUUUAGCCAAUCAGAAUCGGGGAAAUAUUUUGAAUGAAUAAUAAUACAACUUAAGGACACUGAAAUGUACCAGACUGCUCCAUUCUCAGACAGCAUCGCGAACAGUGCUUUUUACUCUGUCUUGUUAAGACUUUAUUUCCCUUCGCAACUAUAAAUUUAACAUUUUAUUUUUGAGCAGCCUGUACCUCAGAAGUGGGACCAAGGGGCAUGGAUGCGCAUCAGAACCUGGCUCUGGUUGAAGACGAUCGCGUUCUUCGGAAUCUACUUAUCUGCGAGGAGAAAUGUAUCCCCAAUUGUCGAUACUUCAACGUUGUACAGAAGGAGAUUAAGCCAUACAUGAGGCGCAUGGUAACAACAUGGAUGAGCGAAGUGUGCGAGGAGCAAAAUUGCGAGGAAGAAGUUUUUCCUUUGGCGGUGAACUAUUUAGACCGAUUUUUAUCGGUUGCGCCAAUAGGAAAAUGGAACCUUCAAUUGCUUGGUGCUGUUUGUAUGUUUAUCGCCAGCAAGCUUAGAGAGGAGACACGGCUCUCAGCUGAAACACUGUGCAUUUAUACAGAUAACUCGAUCACUUGUCAAGAAUUGUUGGAUUGGGAAAUUCUAGUUCUCAAAAACCUUAAAUGGGACCUGUCUGCAAUUACUUCCCUUGAUUUUCUGGAAAAGAUCUGUUCCCGACUUUCUCUUCCCAACGUCAGCGUGAUCCGAAGGCGUGCCGCAACUUUCAUCAGUUUGUGCUGUAUAGAUGAGAAGUUUUUUUAUGUAUACGCCGUCCAUGCUGGCUGCAGCCUCCAUUUGUGCCGCUUGUUUUGGACUUGCAACGGCCAAACAAACAAUUAUAUCAAGACCAAUCCUCGUUUCGAUUCUUAAAGAACUUAUCAACGUUGAGCCGAACGUUUUAAUGAAUUGCCAGGAGCAAAUAGAAGAAUCUCUUCAGGUUAAGGUUGAGGAACCUUCAACUUCAAAAUUCCAAAUUAUGCGAAAGCUCGCAUAGUACACCAACAGAUUUACUGGCUAUUAAUGCCUGACAAAGGCAUUAAUAGCCAGUAAAGGAUAGGAUACUAUUUAAGCAAAAUUCAGAGAAGGGAAUAGUUGUUCCGUCAUAGAGCACUGGACUAUUGGACGGUUAGAAGGUUCGAAUCCCGAAACACGGAUCAAUACUCAAAAUCCUUAAAAGUAACUGGGAACUGAGGGUACUGCCUUUGCCCUUUAAAGGUUAAUUGACCUUUACGUGGCUGGGAUGAUCACUUAGUUUUGGGGUUCGUAGUAGAAGAUGAAAAAACACUGUUCACAAUCGUUACGCUCUUGCUAAAUUCAAUGUCACCCUAAUCAAGCGGUUUUUUUAAGUAUUUUUUUAGUAUAUUCUAAAGUACCAUUCAAAGAUAGGAACAACUAUCUCUUUUGAGACGAAUCACAUCACAAGUCAAGCAUGCUUGUUCAGCUCUUAAACAACUCCAGCUUGAUUUGGCUAGUUCCUGAUGUGCGCUCAUAAAACAAAGUGGCAGGUACAUUUUUAAUAAGUGUUGUUUAUAUUUCUCAAGCGUCAUCCAUUUUAUCAGCUGUGUCAUACAGGUAAAACGUUUAUCUACUGGAGGUUUGAGACCGUUUUAACCUUUAUAUACAUGUAACCUUCGUUCUGUUUCUCUUACACAACUUUCAAAAUUGCUGAAACGCAAUGACCGUAUUAAACCGGUGUAUCACCAUGAGGAAUUAAAAGGUUCAUCUCAGAAUCAAAGCAAGCUGACCAGUGUAUUUUAUUUUUGUUAGCAGUUGGAUCUAAUUGGUGGCAGUUCAGAGAAAGGCCAAAAAUCAGAAAGGUGUUUGGAUUCGACAGCAGGUAAGCACUGCUCGAGGGUUUGACAGUUAAAUCAUCAUCAUUAUUUAUCAUUUAUUUAUAUAACGUAGCCUCAAUUAAUGAGUUUUUGUAGAAAAUUUCAAAUACGUAUUUCUUGUAUAACGUUCAUAGAAAAAAGAAAUUUGAGCAAGCUUGAACGAAAACAUAUUAAGUUGCUAAAACUCAAGGUUACGGAUAUUAACAAAAUCAUCUUUUUUUUCCUAUUAUAUUCAGGAGCUGCUUGUUUAGUAAAUAACAACUGCAUAAAAUUAUUUAGUACUGUGUAUUUAACGAAAUACAACUUAAAGAAAAUUACAAGAAAUUAGUAUAUACAUUUAGCCAAGCCUAAAAGGGAAGCUCCCUUAAAAUACUUACUUUAAAGCAUUGCAAACAAAUGCAAAUUUCUUUUUUUUCUGUCAGUUAUAUGUACAAAAUCGGGCCUGUAAAUCGUAGCGUGUAAGUUAGCUCUUAAAUUAUUCAUCACAACAUUUGACUGUAAUGUUUACUCUAUAGCAUUAUUUGUUUGCAACUGACAGAGCUAGGAAAGUAAAAAAGUAAUCACUUUUCUCUCCUGAAAUAUCAUUCAUUCAAAAUCUUUCUCCGGUUCGACUGUUUGUUCCCUCAGUUAAGGUAGCGAGGUAGCGUUAACCAAAGUUAGAAAAUGUUUGCUGAUAAAUUAUCCGGAAAAGGUACAGCAGAAGGCGCGAUAAAUUAGCUGUUUUGGCAAAACUGGAGAAAAUGGUUAAAGAUUUUACACGUAAUGCGAAAAAAAAAAUGCCCGCCUAAAAGUAUACUCAGAAUAGCAAAAAUACAACGUGAUUCAUGACGACUGGUACACACUGUAUUUGAAGAAAAUCUCGAGAAAAUGAAAAUCCUCCCACUGCCUAAAACAAGCAGUUCUAGAGACCCCGACAUACAUCUGUUUAGCAGUUUUCCGUUUUCAUUAAGAUAAUAUAUCAUUAAGCUAUCGUAAACUAUAAUUAACAGUUAAUGAAUGAGGCUGAGUAUCUUAUGAAGAAUUAUGGAGACAACACCCUCCGAGAUCUCCAUAAUUCUUCAUAUGAUACGAAAGCCGAAUUCAAUAACUGUUUUAUUAUUCAUUCAAAAUAAUUCCUAGUUUAAAACAUAGCUAAAACAUGCUUACCUCCAUCGAUCCAUCGAUGUUCAGUCCAUCUUCGAUAGUGUACGUUUAGGUUUGUCCAGCUCCGCAAAUAUUCUCCAAAUAGCAGUUGUCGCCCUUCGGGUUGUUUUCUUGCUGUUCUUGCCAUGUUUUUAGCUAUUUUUUCGCCUAGUUCUUACUCUUGAAACGAGUGAAAUGUCCGCCAUUUUUUCAAGUUCACGCUAAAACAACUCAACCUCGUCCCCAGGUCUUCUCGGUUAACGGUGCCUUAACGUGCGAAAACGCUGCAUUUUUGACGUCAUUUACCCGUUAAAGUGAAAAUUCUUCCAAAUUUGGUCGUCAGUAACUGGUUAUGGUGAAUUAAACGUGUGCUUUUAGCCAAUCAGAAUCGGGGAAAUAUUUUGAAUGAAUAAUAAUACAACUUAAGGACACUGAAAUGUACCAGACUGCUCCAUUCUCAGACAGCAUCGCGAACAGUGCUUUUUACUCUGUCUUGUUAAGACUUUAUUUCCCUUCGCAACUUUAAGUUUAACAUUUUAUUUUUGAGCAGCCUGUACCUCAGAAGUGGGACCAAGGGGCAUGGAUGCGCAUCAGAACCUGGCUCUGGUUGAAGACGAUCGCGUUCUUCGGAAUCUACUUAUCUGCCAGGAGAAAUGUAUCCCCAAUUGUCGAUACUUCAACGUUGUACAGAAGGAGAUUAAGCCAUACAUGAGGCGCAUGGUAACAACAUGGAUGAGUGAAGUUUGCGAGGAGGAAAAUUGCGAGGAAGAAGUUUUUCCUUUGGCAGUGAACUAUUUAGACCGAUUUUUAUCGGUUGUGCCAAUACGAAAAUGCAACCUUCAAUUGCUUGGUGCUGUUUGUAUGUUUAUCGCCAGCAAGCUUAGAGAGGAGACACUGCUGUCAGCUGAAACACUGUGCAUUUAUACAGCUAACUCGAUCACUUGUCAAGAAUUGUUGGAUUGGGAAAUUCUAGUUCUCAAAAACCUUAAAUGGGACCUGUCUGCAAUUACUCCCUAUGAUUUUCUGGAAACGAUCUGUUCCCGACUUUCUCUUCCCAACGUCAGCGUGAUCCGAAGGCGUGCCGCAACUUUCAUCAGUUUGUGCUGUACAGAUGAGAAGUUUUUUAUGUAUACGCCGUCCAUGCUGGCUGCAGCCUCCGUUUGUGCCGCUUGUUUUGGACUUGCGACGGCCAAACAAACAAUUAUAUCAAGACCAAUCCUCGUUUCGAUUCUUAAAGAACUUAUCAACGUUGAGCCGAACGUUUUACUGAAUUGCCAGGAGCAAAUAGAAGAAUCUCUUCAGGUUAAGGUUGAGGAACCUUCAACUUCAAAAUUCCAAAUUAUGCGAAAGCUCGCAUAG